AUGAAGAUCGCGAUAUUCCUAAGUCUCUUGUGUCUGGCCUGGGCAGCCCCCAAGGCUCAGAAGACCUUCCAAGAUCACUUCGAAGAGUUCCUGAAAAUCUGUGUGGAUCUCGAGGGCAAACAUUUUUCGCGUCAAACAGGCACAUACCUUAGAUUCCCUGAGUACCGUGCAGCUUUAAAUGCUAUUGAUCAGCCGAUUGAUUUUAACGAGCUGGCCAAGAGUUUUGAACAAUUACCAGAAUACAGAGCGGUAAUUAAUUUCCUAGCCGAGUACAGCAUUGAUGUUAGCUACUUCGUUAAGCGUUAUGAAGAAUUCGUUGGCACACUCAACGCUGUCAACCCAGACCAGCAGAAGAAACACACAAGACAACGUCGUCAUCCAAUCACUGGGACCACCAUAGACACCAGUGUGGUCGACACAGUCAGUAUGCUUCCAAGGAGACAACUUCGUGCUUUGUUUGCCCAAAAAAUGGCUUACGAUGAAUCAUUCAGAAGGAUUAUUGAGGCCAUCCGUAGCGAUGAAUUCCAAGAGCUUUACCAGAAUCUGUGGGCGAACCGCGUUUUCAGAACUAUCACUGAUGCACUGAGCGAAAGGGGACUACAUUUGAGAUACGCUUUGGAAGAGUUGAUGCCAGCUUUCUUCGGACAAAACAUCCCGACUUACGUGUCCUUCCAAAUGCAGUUCGACGAAUUCCUCGACAUCAUCGUGUCAUUGGAGGGUGCCCACUUUAUGCGUCAAUUUAACAUGGGUUACAAACCAUUCCCCGAGUUCAUCAAAGCUCUAGACUAUGUCGCUAAUACAAGUUUGAUAAAUUAUUACACACACUACGCGCAAAGUGUUCCUGAAUUUAUAAAGGCCGAUACCUUCUUGAGGCAAAAGGAUGUCUUCAUCGCCUACCACAUUGACAGAUUCGAGCUAUUAGUCAAGAGACUUUCUGAGCUAAUUACCGAUGAAGACCGCAAGAACGCUCAGGCCAACAAACCAAACAGACAGCGUCGCCACCCUACCACUGGAACCACUCUCUACACUUGCAUCGUCGACACCGUCAGCUUGCUUCCAAGACAGCAACUUCGCCACUUAUUCGACUACAAAAUGGCCACAAACGAAGUAUUCCAGACAUCGAUCAAGGCACUCAGAAGUGAAGAAUGGAAGGAAAUGUACAAAACCAUAUGGAAGAACGAAGAGUUCAUCAGCUUAGCCAAGACCUUGGCCGAUCACGAUCUAGAUUUAAAAUACAUCUUCGAAGAGUUAGCCCCAGCUCUUUUCGGACAAAACACUCCUAUCUACUUCUCCUUCCAAAACCAAUUCGACGAGUUCUUGGACAUAAUUGUCGAUGAGGCUGGCGAUCAAUUCUACAAACUAGUCGAGGCAUACAUCAACUUCCCCGAAUUCAAACAGAGCCUGGAAUUCGUUGACAAAAGUAAAAUCAUGAGCGUUUACCAGAGACUAGGUAGAACAGCUCAAUUCAACGCACUCGACGUUUAUUUGAAACAAAAGGAUAUCUUCGUUCCUUACUACCUGGAUCGUUUGGAAUUCUUAGUUGGUUACAUCAAUUCCAAUGCGACAAAGGAUGGAUUUGGUGAUGGCGCAUACACUAGAAGCUCUUCACCGGCUUCAGCCUCUGGUUCCUCAAUGAGCAGCUUCCUUAGUGAUUUUAUUAAAGUCCUACCCAAAGCAAAAUUAAAUGCUUUGUACGAACAGAAACUAUCGAGCAACAAAGAAUUCAUUACAGCUAUAGAAGCUUUCCGUGCUGAUGAAUACAAACAACUUUACAAUACCGUAUGGGAGACUGAAUUGUUCAAGGAGAUCGCUGGUGAAUUCUCAAAGAAUGACUUCGAUCUUAAGUACCUCAUAGAAACGUUUACUCCUGCGCUGUACGGACAGAAUUAA
Messenger RNA from Leptosia nina, 1890 nucleotides. The record is from the annotation of a GenBank genome assembly. Lineage: Eukaryota; Metazoa; Arthropoda; Insecta; Lepidoptera; Pieridae.